Molecule: messenger RNA, 2151 nt
Organism: Chrysemys picta bellii (western painted turtle)
Lineage: Eukaryota; Metazoa; Chordata; Testudines; Emydidae
Gene: BMP5
Product: bone morphogenetic protein 5
Cellular component (GO): extracellular region
Molecular function (GO): growth factor activity; cytokine activity
Source: RefSeq, a predicted model, not a curated record
AUGAACCUAAUGGCACUCAAAGCUUUCCUGGGCUUGCUCUGGAAUUGCUGGGUUCUAGUGGGUCAUGCACAGGGAGGCUUGGGAGACAAUCAUGUCCAUUCAAGUUUUAUUUACAGGAGGCUGCGGAACCAUGAAAGAAGGGAGAUCCAGAGAGAGAUUCUCUCUAUCUUGGGUUUACCUCACAGACCCAGACCAUUUUCACCUGGAAAGCAGGCUUCUUCUGCACCCCUCUUCAUGCUGGACCUGUACAAUGCCAUGACAAAUGAAGAGGAUACUGAGGAACUGGCGUAUUCACUGAGGGAAUCAAUGGGAGGAGAGAGCAGAGGGGUAAGAAAAGGAUACUCCGCAUCUCCAAAUGGAUACUCACGGAGAAUACAAUUAUCUCGCAUGACCCCCCUGACCACACAGAGUCCUCCCUUAGCCAGCCUGCGUGAUACCAACUUUCUGAAUGAUGCCGACAUGGUCAUGAGCUUUGUCAAUUUAGUUGAAAGAGACAAGGACUUUUCUCAUCAAAGAAGGCACUACAAAGAGUUUCGAUUUGACCUGACUCAAAUCCCACAUGGAGAAGCAGUGACAGCAGCUGAAUUCCGGAUUUACAAGGACCGAAGCCACAAUCGGUUUGAGAAUGAAACAAUUAAGAUUAGCAUAUAUCAGAUCAUCAAGGAAUACCCAAACAGGGAUGCAGAACUGUUCCUGCUGGACACAAGGAAGACUCAAGCUUUUAAUGUGGGCUGGCUUGUAUUUGAUAUCACUGUGACCAGCAAUCAUUGGGUGAUUAAUCCACAGAACAAUUUAGGCUUGCAACUCUGUGUUGAAACCGGGGAUGGUCGCAGUAUCAAUGUUAAAUCAGCUGGCCUUAUAGGAAGACAAGGGCCUCAAUCAAAGCAGCCAUUUAUGGUUGCAUUCUUCAAGGCAAGUGAAGUGCUUUUUCGAUCUGUCCGAGCAGCCAACAAUAAAAGGAAAAAUCAGAACCGCAACAAAUCCAGUAGCCAUCAGGAUUCUUCCAGGAUGCCCAGUGUAGCAGAUUACAACACAAGUGAACAAAAGCAAGCCUGUAAAAAACAUGAACUUUAUGUGAGUUUCCGUGACUUGGGAUGGCAGGAUUGGAUAAUAGCACCAGAGGGCUAUGCUGCGUUCUACUGUGAUGGAGAAUGCUCCUUUCCACUCAAUGCCCACAUGAACGCUACAAACCAUGCCAUAGUUCAGACUCUGGUUCAUCUGAUGUUCCCUGAUCACGUACCUAAGCCAUGCUGUGCACCUACAAAACUGAAUGCAAUCUCAGUGCUCUACUUUGAUGACAGUUCCAAUGUUAUUUUGAAAAAAUACAGAAAUAUGGUGGUGCGUUCGUGUGGCUGCCACUAGAAUAAAAAAUGAAAAAAAAUCAAACCCAGUGUUUGUUCAGAAUUGUAAUCAAGUCAAAAUACAAUUCUUGCUAGUGAAAAGGCAUCCCUAAACUUAUUCCAUUUCAUGCCAUCUCUCAUUUAAUGUACAGUAAUGUAUAUAGUAGCUUUUAUUUAUUUAAAGGUAUAUAGUUUCUUUUCUAUGGGUGAAAUUUCAAAACAGUUUAUUUUAUGGGUCACCUUACUAUGUUGGGGAACCUCCAAAGCUGUUUUUCAAUCGAUCUCACUGAGACCCUUUUCUGUCCAUUUCAACAUUUUAAAGUAAGACCUUUGUAUAGUUUUUUUUUUAAGUUAGAAAGCCCAGAACUCCUGUGACUGUUAUAUUGUUAAAGGAAAUUGAAUACAUUUGGUUAUGUUGUGCAAAUGAAAUAUAUACUUGGAUAUUUAUUUAGAAAAGGCACUAAAAAAAGAAACUGAAGAAAAAAUGCUUGGCUAAACAUAAUUUUUCUUUUAGAAGUUUUACUUCAUUAGACAAAUUGAAAUGUUGAACAGUGUUUAAAUAAACAAACAGUAGGUAGAACAUAGAAGCUGAAAGACUGCACAUAAUUGUUAUAGCUAUUUUCCGUAACAGAAUCGGUGUAACUGGAGGAACAUGUUACGUCUUGGCUUGUGGAAUUUUGCAAAAGGCUCAAAGCUUCAGGAAUUCUGUGGAGAUCGGCUUGAGUCUGUGCCUAUAGCUUUCCAAGUUAACACUAAACACUUGUAGUACAACCUUCUUUCCUCAAAUAAAUUGUCAGUUUAUUAUCUAUAA